AUGGGCUCUCUGUUCCGGAGUGAUCCCAUGUGCCUGGCACAGCUCUUCCUCCAGGCCGGCUCGGCGUAUGAUUGUGUCAGCGAGCUGGGAGAGAUGGGGCUGGCAGAGUUCAGGGAUCUCAACCCUCAUGUAAGUGCCUUUCAGAAAAGAUUUGUUGGUGAAGUAAAGAAGUGUGAAGAGUUGGAAAGAAUAUUAGGGUAUCUGGUUCAGGAAAUCAAGAAAUCGGACAUUCCAGUACCAGAAGGAAAUAUGUUGCCAGCAGCCCCCCUUCCAAAACAUGUGCUAGAAAUUCAGGAACAGUUACAAAAACUAGAAUCUGAAUUAAGGGAAGUGAAUAAGAACAAGGAAAAGUUACAAAAAAAUCUCCUGGAAUUAACAGAAUAUACACAUAUGCUGCGAGUAACCAAGGACUUUGUACAGAAAUCAGCAGAGUAUGAAACCUCUUCACAAACCAUUUAUGAGGAGUUUCCUGCUUUGGAAAAGGAAUCCUUAAUGGACUAUACUUGUAUGCAGAGGCUUGGAGCAAAACUGGGGUUUGUUUCUGGGCUAGUUCACUGUGGAAAACUUGAAUCUUUUCAGAAAAUGCUGUGGAGGGUUUGCAAAGGUUACACCAUUCUCACUUACAAGGAGCUAGAUGUGUUUCUGAUUGACCAUGAAACUGAAGAGCCAACAAAAUGGUUUGUGUUUCUAAUUUCUUAUUGGGGAGACCAGAUUGGACAGAAAGUGAAAAAGAUCUGUGACUGUUACCAUUGUCACGUGUAUCCAUACCCAAACUCCUCAGAGGAACGACAGGAGAUAAUAUCAGGAUUGAAUACAAGAAUUCAAGACUUGCAAGCGGUGAUCUCCCAGACUGAGGACUAUCUCAGACAAGUUCUUUACAAGGCAUCAGAGUCCAUCUUCAAGUGGGUUAUUCAAGUGAAAAAAAUGAAAGCUGUUUACCAUGUGUUGAAUUUAUGCAGUUUUGAUGUCACCAACAAGUGUCUGAUUGCUGAAGUAUGGUGUCCUGUAGCCGAUCUUCAAACUCUGAGACAUGCACUUGAGGAAGGCUCAAGAAAAAGUGGAGCUUUCUAUACCUUCUUUCAUAAAUCGUAUCCCCACCAAUGAUACACCUCCAACAUUAAUCCGAACAAACAAAUUCACCUCAGGCUUUCAAAGCAUUGUGGAUGCCUAUGGAGUGGGAACUUAUGGAGAAGUGAACCCAGCUCCCUAUACUAUCAUCACAUUCCCUUUCCUAUUUGCUGUUAUGUUUGGAGAUUUUGGACAUGGACUUUUAAUGGCUCUGUUUGCUUUUUUUCUGGUUCUCUAUGAAAACAGUCCUAAAUUACAGCGCACUCAGGAUGAAAUUAUGAGGAUGUUUUUUGAAGGACGAUACAUUAUCCUGCUCAUGGGGCUUUUUUCUAUCUACACUGGGCUUAUCUACAAUGACUGCUUCUCAAAGUCGGUGAACAUAUUUGGAUAUAGCUGGAAUGUUUCUGUGAUGUAUACGAAGGCAGAUUUUCUUUCCAACCGGUAUUUGACUUUGGAUCCUAAUGUACCUGGAGUUUUUACUGGAGUUUAUCCCUUUGGAAUAGACCCAAUCUGGAAUUUGGCAACGAAUCGCCUUACCUUCCUGAACUCUUUCAAAAUGAAAAUGUCCAUUAUUCUAGGUGUCAUUCACAUGACUUUCGGUAUAGUUCUGAGUCUUUUCAACUACAUGCACUUCAAGAAGAAAUUUUGUGUGUACCUGGUUUUCAUCCCUGAGCUUAUUUUUAUGACGUGUAUCUUUGGUUACCUCGUCUUUAUGAUUGUAUUCAAGUGGUUGGCAUUUUCUGCAGAGAAUUCCAGGGAUGCACCUAGUAUUCUCCUUCACUUCAUUAAUAUGUUUAUGUUCACUGGCCGUGGCAGUGAUGACAAGAACAGGAACCAAGAUCUCUUCCCAGGACAGACUGGUUUCCAGAUAUUCCUUGUAAUUGUUGUGUUCCUCUGUGUGCCUGUAAUGCUGUUUGGGAAACCAUUGUACCUGUACUGGCAACAUCAUGGAGGACAGACCUUUGGGAAUUAUAGGAAGGGAUACACGUUAGUUCGUCGAGGCAGUGAAGAAGAGUUGUCUUUGCUUCAGUCACAUGACUUGGAAGAAGGGGAAGACCAUACAGGCCGUGAGGUUCAGAGGGACAGAGAAAAAGAGGAGUUUGAUAUGGCAGAGGUAUUUAUGCAUCAGGCCAUCCACACCAUAGAAUAUUGCCUGGGAUGUAUUUCCAACACAGCUUCCUACCUACGACUAUGGGCUUUAAGCUUAGCACAUGCCCAACUAUCUGAAGUGUUGUGGACAAUGGUUUUGAGGAUGGGCCUUUAUAUGCCACACUCCAUUCUUGGGGUAUUUCUUCUGGUACUAGCCACAGCUGCAUUUGUAGCAUUGACCAUUUUCAUUCUUCUUGUCAUGGAGGGACUUUCUGCUUUCCUACAUGCAAUCCGUUUACACUGGGUGGAAUUCCAGAACAAGUUUUACUCUGGUGCAGGAUACAAAUUUACACCUUUCUCUUUUAAACACAUGUCCCUCCAUCUGGACAAAGAAUACUUUCCAUAG
Messenger RNA from Staurois parvus, 2563 nucleotides. The record is from the annotation of a GenBank genome assembly. Lineage: Eukaryota; Metazoa; Chordata; Amphibia; Anura; Ranidae.